Messenger RNA from Suncus etruscus (white-toothed pygmy shrew), 2070 nucleotides. RefSeq names its product dihydrolipoamide S-acetyltransferase (gene DLAT). Gene Ontology annotation, molecular function: dihydrolipoyllysine-residue acetyltransferase activity. Lineage: Eukaryota; Metazoa; Chordata; Mammalia; Eulipotyphla; Soricidae. The transcript has 14 exons. The record is from RefSeq and is a predicted model, not a curated record. The coding region runs from base 41 to 2053 and encodes 670 amino acids. Gene Ontology annotation, biological process: pyruvate decarboxylation to acetyl-CoA. Gene Ontology annotation, cellular component: pyruvate dehydrogenase complex.
GUCACUCCGGAGACGCCGCGGGGUGGUCGGCGGCGGCACGAUGUGGCGCGUGUGUACGCGGCGGGCCCAGCGUGCGGUCCCGGGGGCCGUGUUCUGGGCGCGGCGGGGCGCGCGGAAGGGGAAGGAAGGCCCCGGGGCUCCGUGCGGGGUCCCGCGGGCUGCGGGUCCCGGGGCGAUCCCCGCCUACGGUGGCGGGGUCCGGGCCCUGAGCGGCUGGAUCCCCUGCACCAGCCCCGGGGCCACGGCGCGCAGUCGCUGCUGGCUGCAGCUUCGGGGGCCGCAGAGCCGCCGCGCCUACAGUCUGCCCCCGCAUCAGAAGGUGCCAUUGCCCUCCCUUUCCCCUACCAUGCAGGCGGGGACUAUAGCCCGGUGGGAGAAAAAGGAAGGGGAAAAAAUCAACGAGGGUGAACUGAUUGCAGAGGUUGAAACUGAUAAAGCCACUGUCGGGUUUGAGAGCCUGGAGGAGUGUUACAUGGCAAAGAUUCUUGUUCCUGAAGGUACCAGGGAUGUUCCAGUUGGAGCAGUCAUUUGUAUCACAGUUGAAAAGCCUGAGGAUAUUGAGGCCUUUAAAAAUUAUACAUUGGAUUCCUCGGCAGCACCCACCCCACAGGCAGCCCCAGCACCAACCCCUGCUGUCGCUGCUUCGCCACCUACACCUUCUGCCCAGGCUCCUGGUAGCUCAUACCCCACUCACAUGCAGGUGCUUCUUCCUGCCCUCUCCCCCACAAUGACUAUGGGCACAGUUCAGAGAUGGGAAAAAAAAGUGGGUGAGAAGCUAAGUGAAGGAGACUUACUGGCAGAGAUCGAGACUGACAAGGCCACAAUAGGUUUUGAAGUCCAGGAAGAAGGUUACCUGGCAAAAAUCCUGGUUCCUGAAGGCACAAGAGAUGUCCCGCUAGGAACGCCACUCUGUAUCAUUGUAGAGAAAGAGGCCGACAUAUCAGCAUUCGCUGACUACAGGCCAACGGCAGUUCCUGACUUAAAAUCACAAGUACCGCCAACUACCCCACCCCCAAUGGCCCCUGUUCCUCCAACUCCCCAACCUGUAGCCCCUACACCUUCAGCUGCUCGCCCAGUUACCCCUGCUGCACCCAAAGGAAGAGUGUUUGCUAGCCCUCUUGCAAAGAAGCUGGCUACAGAGAAAGGGAUUGACAUUACACAAGUAAAGGGGACGGGACCAGAAGGCAGAAUUAUCAAGAAGGAUAUUGACUCUUUUGUACCUACCAAAGCUGCUCCUGCCCCAACAGCUGCUGUGCCUCCCUCUGCUCCAGGAGUGGCACCAGUUCCUACAGGUGUCUUCACAGAUAUCCCAGUCAGCAACAUUCGUCGAGUUAUUGCACAGCGGUUAAUGCAGUCUAAGCAAACCAUACCUCAUUAUUACCUUUCUAUUGAUGUAAAUAUGGGAGAAGUUUUAUUGAUGAGGAAAGAACUCAAUAAGGUUUUAGAAGGAAAAAGCAAACUUUCUGUCAAUGACUUCAUCAUAAAAGCUUCAGCUUUGGCAUGUUUGAAAGUACCAGAAGCAAAUUCUUCUUGGCUAGACACAGUUAUAAGACAAAAUCAUGUUGUUGACAUCAGUGUUGCUGUCAGCACUCCUGCAGGACUCAUCACACCUAUUGUAUUUAACGCACAUAUAAAAGGACUGGAAGCCAUCGCUAAUGAUGUUGUUUCUUUAGCAAACAAAGCACGAGAGGGUAAACUGCAGCCACAUGAGUUCCAGGGUGGCACUUUUACAAUCUCCAACUUAGGAAUGUUUGGAAUCAAAAAUUUCUCAGCUAUUAUUAAUCCACCUCAAGCAUGUAUUUUAGCAAUUGGUGCUUCAGAAGAAAGAUUGGUUCCUGCAGAUAAUGAGAAAGGGUUUGAUGUGGCUAGCAUGAUGUCUGUUACACUCAGUUGUGACCAUCGGGUUGUGGAUGGAGCAGUUGGAGCGCAAUGGCUUGCUGAGUUUAGAAAGUUCCUUGAAAAACCUUAUCACCAUGGUGUUAUAAUUAACCCAAGGAUUUCUAGACACUCCCAUGUUUACAUUGUGUCAUUCAUCAAGAUAUUUAUGUUAUAAACAGACCUUUUUUUUUU